UUUACAGAUGAAGCUUGCGAUCGUAAUCCUCGCCGUUCUCGGCGUUUCGGUGAGCUCCGCUCUACCGACCCACAACAUCUUCGCCAGGAACCUGAAAGAUGACCUGGAAGACUUCAAGAACCUCGUGCCCGUUGACAGAAUCGUAGAGAUCGUGAUCCAGUACCUCGCCGACGACGCCGAAGUCCAGAACGGUGUCGCAUUCCUGACUUCCGACGCUUUCAAGACACUCGUCCUCGAUGUCGAGGCCAUCCCCGAGUACCGCGAAAUCUUGCGAAUCCUCGCCGACGGCGGACUCGACGUCUACGCGCUGGUCGACAAGAUCCACGGACUCCUCGAUCUCCCAGCUUUCCAGCCACGCACGCUUUUGAGAAACGUCGUACGCGCCGGUGGAUUCCGCGGACUCGUCGACGAGAUCCUCGCCAUCCUGCCCCUGGAAGAACUCAAGGCCCUCUACUACGAGAAGCUCGAGACCUCCCCCGACUUCGCCAACCUCAUCGCCCACAUCGCCUCCGACGAGUUCCAGGCGGCCAUCGAAAAGGUCAGGGCCAACCCUACCUACCAACACAUGCGUGAAGCCGCUUUGGCCUACGGUAUCGACGUCAGCAAACUGAGCACCAUCAUCCGAAGCCUCCUCGGUCUGCCCCCGAGGCCCGUUCUCAGAAUCGCCUCCAGGAACCUUAAAGACGACUUGGAAGACUUCAAGAAACUCGUGCCCGUCGACAGAAUCGUCGAGAUCGUGAUCCAGUACCUCGCCGACGACGCCGAAGUCCAGAACGGAGUCGCUUUCCUGACUUCCGACGCAUUCAAGACACUCGUCCUCGAUGUCGAGGCCAUCCCCGAGUACCGCGACAUCCUCCGUAUCCUCUCCGAAGGUGGACUCGACGUCUACGCGCUGGUUGACAAGAUCCACGGACUCCUCGAUCUCCCGGCUUUCCAGCCACGCGUCCACUUCAGAAACCUCGUACGCGCCGGUGGAUUCCGCGGACUCGUCGACGAGAUCCUCGCCGUCCUGCCCCUGGAAGAACUCAAGGCCCUCUACUACGAGAAAUUGGAAACCUCCGCCGACUUCGCCAACCUCAUCGCCCACAUCGCUUCCGACGAAUUUCAGGCGGCCAUCGAAAAGGUCAGGGCCCACCCUACCUACCAACACAUGCGUGAAGCCGCUUUGGCCUACGGUAUCGACGUCAGCAAACUGAGCACCAUCAUCAGAAGCCUCCUCGGUCUGCCCCCGAGGCCCGUACUCAGAAUCGCCUCCAGGACCCUGAAGGACGAUUUCGAAGACUUCAAGAAACUCGUGCCCGUCGACAAAAUCGUCGAAGUUGUGAUCGUCUACCUCGCCGAAGACGCUCAGGUGCAGAGCGGUGUCGCUUACCUGACGUCCGACGACUUCAAGCAGCUGGUUCUCGACGUCGAGGAAUUGCCCCAGUACCACGAAAUCUUGAGAAUCCUCGCCGACGGCGGACUCGACGUGUACGGACUGGUCGACAAGAUCCACGGACUCCUCGAUCUCCCUGCUUUCAAGCCACGCAUGUUCCUGAGAAACGCACGCGCCACCGGUGGAUUCCGCGGUCUCGUAGACGAGAUCCUCGCUCUCCUGCCCCGCGAACAACUCCGUGCCCUCUACUUCGAGAAGCUCGAGACAUCGCCGGAGUUCGCCAACCUCAUCGCUCACAUCGUGUCCGACGAGUUCCAGGCGGCCGUUCACCAGGUGAUCGCCCACCCUACCUACCAGUACAUCCGCGAAGUAGCUCUGUCCUACGGUCUCGACAUCAACGGACUCGGCAAAUUCCUCAAAGCUCUGCUCGGACUCAACUAAAUCAUCGAAACGGUUUUUUUGGUUGCAAACGACGCGCCCUCGACCACUUGACCUACCCGAACUCUGAAAAAUUGCGCUAAGUAUGUCGCCUCCUUAGCGUCACCCCUAUUCACACUUAUCUUGGAAAAUAAAUGUAUUGAUUCAGAGGAAGAAA
Athalia rosae (coleseed sawfly) is the source of this 1970-nucleotide messenger RNA. RefSeq lists its product as uncharacterized. Lineage: Eukaryota; Metazoa; Arthropoda; Insecta; Hymenoptera; Athaliidae. The transcript has a single exon. The coding region runs from base 8 to 1816 and encodes 602 amino acids. The record is from RefSeq and is a predicted model, not a curated record.